Antrostomus carolinensis (chuck-will's-widow) is the source of this 461-nucleotide messenger RNA. It is a transcript of the gene TSNARE1, whose product is annotated as t-SNARE domain containing 1. Lineage: Eukaryota; Metazoa; Chordata; Aves; Caprimulgiformes; Caprimulgidae. Gene Ontology annotation, biological process: vesicle fusion; vesicle-mediated transport; intracellular protein transport. The annotation marks the transcript as partial. Gene Ontology annotation, cellular component: endomembrane system; synaptic vesicle; membrane. The transcript has 5 exons. The record is from RefSeq and is a predicted model, not a curated record. Gene Ontology annotation, molecular function: SNARE binding; SNAP receptor activity.
GCAUGCAACUCAGCAGGAGACUAAUAAAACCAUCACGACUAGCACCAAAGCCAUCAAGCAGCUGUCUGAGGUUGUCAGAGGCUCAUCCAGGCAAGAGCGGCUUCAGCUGGACAGGCUGAAAAACCAACUGUCAGAUGCCAUCCAGAGAUACGGAGCUGUGCAGAAGAAAAUAGCAGAGAAAUCCAAAGCUUUGCUUCCUACUGGGCAGAGAAGUACCAAACAGGGCCCUAGGACCCCCUUCUCUGACCUACCUGAUGAUGAGAAGAUCUUUAAUGGCAGGGAUGGCAUGUGGCAGAACCAGAACCAGGAUCAAGCCUUGCUUUCGGAAAUCACAGAAGAGGAUCUGGAGGCCAUCCGUCAGCGGGAAGAGGCCAUUCAGCAGAUUGAGAGUGAUAUGUUGGAUGUGAACCAGAUCAUUAAAGACUUGGCCUCCAUGGUGCAUGAACAAGGAGACACAAUAG